This is a messenger RNA of Nannospalax galili (Upper Galilee mountains blind mole rat), 3790 nucleotides long. It is a transcript of the gene Trim59, whose product is annotated as tripartite motif containing 59. The record is from RefSeq and is a predicted model, not a curated record. The transcript has 3 exons. Gene Ontology annotation, molecular function: zinc ion binding. Bases 239 to 1450 code for a protein of 403 amino acids. Gene Ontology annotation, cellular component: centrosome; intraciliary transport particle B; cilium. Gene Ontology annotation, biological process: cilium assembly. Lineage: Eukaryota; Metazoa; Chordata; Mammalia; Rodentia; Spalacidae.
CGAGCAGAGGAAAGUUGCUGGUGUGGAGCAGCGCGCGGCUCGCGGGCCCCGCCUCUCCAGGCACCUGAAGUCUCCGCGCGCCGCGGCCCUGGGCGUUCGCCACUAGCUGCUGGGAGCCGCCGCCCGCGCCCUGUCUCGCCGUCCGCACCGUCCCGCCUCGCGAAUAACAAUAAAAGAAUCUGGAAAAGUUGAAGAGAAAGUAUAUUCAGUAUACAAAUCGAGAUCAAAAAACCAGGAAAUGCACAAUUUUGAGGACGAGUUAACAUGUCCCAUUUGUUACAGUAUUUUUGAAGAUCCUCGUGUACUACCAUGUUCUCAUACAUUCUGUAGAAAUUGUUUGGAAAAUGUUCUUCAGGCAUCUGGUAACUUUUAUAUAUGGAGGCCUUUACGAAUUCCACUCAAGUGUCCUAAUUGCAGAAGUAUUAUUGAAAUUGCUUCAACUGGUAUAGAAUCUUUACCUGUUAAUUUUGCAUUAAGAGCAAUUAUUGAAAAAUAUCAGCAAGAAGACCACCCAGAUGUUGUCACCUGCCCUGAGCAUUACAGGCAACCAUUAAAUGUUUACUGUCUACUAGAUAAAAAGUUAGUUUGUGGCCAUUGCCUUACUAUAGGCCAACAUCAUGGACAUCCUAUAGAUGAUCUUCAGAGUGCCUAUCUGAAAGAAAAGGAUACACCUCAAAAGUUGCUUAAACAGUUAACUGACACACACUGGACUGAUAUCACUCAUCUUAUUGAAAAGCUAGAAGAACAAAAAUCUCAUUCUGAGAAAAUGGUCCAAGGUGAUAAAGAAAUUGUUCUCCAGUAUUUUAAGGAGCUUACUGAUAUAUUAGAACAGAAAAAAAAAUUUUUCCUCACAGCGCUCUGUGAUGUUGGCAAUCUGAUUAAUCAAGAAUACACACCACAGAUUGAAAGAGUGAAGGAAAUAAGAGAGCAACAGCUUGAGUUGAUGACAGUGACCACAGCUUUACAAGAAGAGUCUCCACUUAGAUUUCUUGAAAAAAUUGAUGAUGUCCGCCAGCGCGUGCAAAUGCUAAAACAAAGACCACUCCCUGAGGUCCAGCCUGUUGAAAUUUACCCUCGAGUAAGCAGGAUAUUAAAGGAAGAAUGGAGCAGAACAGAAAUUGGACACAUCAAGAGAGCUGCCAUUCCUGAAAUGACGAUUUCUUCAAAAAGGAUACCAUGUUCCUGGCCCGAUAAGGAUGAAAAAGAAAUUGAAUUUUUUAAAAUUUUAAACAUUGUUAUAGUUUCACUAAUUUUAGUGAUACUAAUAUUGAUAUUCUUUUUCAACCAGCACAUAAUAACGUUCUUAAAUGAAAUCACUUCAAUAUGUUUCUCUGAAGUCUCCUUGUCUGUUUACCAAAGUUUAUCUAGUAACCUUUAUGAUUUAAAAAACAUAGUAUGCCACACUUUGCAUUUGUUAAAGGAAUUAAUGUGGAAAAUAGUUUCUCAUUGAAAGCCUCAAUCUUAACCGUUAAGUGGUCUUAAUCUGGCGAAGGUUAAACACCUUGCUAGUUAGAAAACUAAGGGUAGCAUAAGUAGCAAACAUGUAAAGUUGCCAUACAUCCAAAAAAAAAGUUAAACCUCCCAUGGUUGGAUGGAAAUGGUGUGUUGUUUAAAAAUGAGGUAUUAUCUGCAAUAGUUCAAAUCAUUAGAAAAUUAUAAAAUCUUAUCCCAUUUUUAUACCUUACCCCAUUUUUAUUGGCUUGAUAGAAUCAGUAGUACUUUGACAUUUAAAUAUCCUUGUUUAUCAGUAUUCUUUUUAUUACUAUAUUGCAAGGGUUGGCUUUGUAAAGUUCUUUAUGUAUAGAUUUUUGAUGAAGACACGGUCCUUAAGAGAUAUAUAUAUAUGAUAUAUAUAUAUCUAUCAUCUCUAUUUUGAUGUGGUUUGACACUUUUGAAUGUGUGGAUAAAAGAUGGUAAAAGUUUUGGUCAAAGUCAACUCAAAGCUGUUUUUUUUGGUCAUUUUUGGAGUCAGGGUCUCCCAGUAGUCCCAGCUGGCCUGGACCUUACUAUGUAGACCGGCUGGCCUCGAACCCAGAGAUUCACCUGCCUCUGCCUCCUGAAUGCUAGGAUUCAUGGUGUGUGCCACCAUGCCUGGCGCUCUUAUCUGUUUUAGAUUUAAGAGUGCGAAUGUGUUUGUCAUGAACCAUCCCAAGUAAAGCUUUUGCUUCUGGAUAAACCAAGUACCAGGGAACAAUGACAAUGUCUAAUCCAUACUUUAUAUUUAUUGUAUGACUGAAUUUAGGAGCUGGGUGUAUGUAAUUUAGGUAUACCUGAGGUCCUAGCUACUUGGGAGGUUGAGGAUAGAGAAUCCAGGUCAAAGUCAGCCUGGGAAUCAGUAGGAUCCCAUCUCAAAACACAUACCCACACUCAUGUUAAAAGAAAGGUCUAGAGGUCACUGGGUGUGGUUGCAAGCCUUUAAUCCCAGCUCAGUGGUAGAGUCCCUGCCUAGCACAGUCUCCAGCACCACAAAACAAAAAUUUGGUUUUGUAGUGUUUUAGUCGUUAUCAGUCCAACAGUUCUUAGCUAAAAAUUGACAUUCGUGUGUGAUUUCAUUUUCAAGACUUUGGUAUCAUGUAUUCAUCUUAAAAUUUCUGUCAAAUAUUCUGAAGGUUUUUUGAGACCUUGUAGUCAUAGAUGACCUGAACUUUGUAGACCAGGCUGGCCUUCAUCUCAGAUACUUACCUCUGCCUCUGGCUUGCUGGGAUUAAAGGCUUGUUCCUCCACGCCUAGCUACAUUCUUUUUUUGAGAUGGUCCUUUGUAGCCCUUGAACAUACUGGAAUCCUGCAACAGCCCUUACAAAUACUAGGAUUACAGCUGUGAACCAUACCUGGCUAAUCUUGCAUUCCUUUAACUUUUUGUUAAAAUAGCUCAUUAAGUCAGAGCCUUUAGUUCGCUCCCUUAAGAGUGACUGGAGUUUUUGAUGCUUGCAAUAGGACUUUGGUUUACUGCCUAGGAAAUCUUGACUACAAACUUGAUUUGCUUUCCAGAAACCCCAGAGGGGCUGCUGUUAGAGCAUCACCUCUGGGAGCCUUACCUAAUUUCAGAGAUUAGGCCUACUGAUUCAUUAUAAAUAAAACUAUCUUCAAGGUUAAAACUCUCAGAUGGUUAAGACUUUAGGAGUUUAAGUUUUAUCCCUAAGAUCAAGUCUUGAUGAUCACAAUUAACUGAGAACAUUUGAAAGGGAGAAACAUUUCAGUUUUUAACAAAUACACGUAUUUUAGUCAAAUCAUGAAUGCUCUUAUUUGGCCUUUUUGAGGCAGUGCUGGCCUGUCACUCAGUGUUGGGAUUAAAGGCAUGCGUCACCACACCUGGCUUGAAUGCUGUUUUUAAAUGUAAAUACUGACAAGGAGAAAAAUACAUGUUCUCUAUUAUGUCUGACACAGACAUUAAACUCUACAGAUGAGUAGCCAUACAGAAGUAUGAUGCAGGGUCAUGUUAGCAUUUGUAUCAGUAUAUAUAUGCUUAAGGAACCUGAAUAGACUAAGAUUAAUGUUGUUUAGGUUCAGCUUAUGGUUUAUAGCUAAAAAAAAAAAUGUAUGCCUGUUAACACAAGCCCCCUUCUAAAAAAAUUUUAUUGGGAGGACAAAAUUGUACAAUUUCAAAUCUUUGAGUUUUAUGUGUAACAUUUUAAUAAACAUGGUUAAUUUACUUGUGUUUGAAUGACUUGAUAAGAUGUAGCUUUGAUAUUUUCUUACGGGUUCUGAUUAUUGUGACUUGAACAUUUAGUACAGAACUCUAUGAUACUGGUUAUUAAAAUCUAAGUUCAGGGGCUGAAGAGAUGGCUCAGUG